UCAGUUUGGCAGAAGGGGUUCAGGAGUCAAACCGAGCUCGCUGAUCAAAAUGGAUAAACGGGUUGGAACGCUAGACGAACUCAAAGCCCAGUUACACAGAGCUUUCGAAAAUGACAGGGUCGACGUGGAUUUUGUCAAAGACUUGAUGGAAUCCUACAAGAGUAAUGAGGCCGAAUGGAAGAAGUACGCCAUAUUCGAUCGAUACAAGUACACGAGGAAUUUGGUGGACGAAGGCAACGGCAAGUUCAACUUGAUGCUGCUCUGCUGGGGUGAGAGCCACGCUUCACCCAUUCACGAUCACGCCGACGCUCACUGCUUCAUGAAAAUGUUGAAGGGGACACUCAAAGAGGUGCGAUUUGAUUGGCCAAAAGAAUGCGACUGCGAGGCUACAGACGCGGCGUGUGAGCAGUUAAAAGAGAAAAGCUCCGCGUUGCUAAAAUUGGAUGAAGUCUGUUACAUAAACGAUUCGAUGGGAUUACAUCGUAUGGAGAACCCCAGUCACGUAGAAGGUGCGGUUUCGCUGCAUCUGUACAGCCCACCUUACGACACGUGUCACAUGUUUGACCAGCGAACGGGAAAGAAGUCUGAAGCCAAAGUGACGUUUUGGAGCCGAUAUGGCGAGAAAGUUUCAACGAUAACGACCCCCGAGUCCUGCAGUCCCGCGGCUAGCAGCUGUUGCUCUGGUAACAAGAACUAAGCACAAGAAAAAAAAAAGACGAACCUGAAAUUUACACUGACUGAAUCGACAGUACCGGAGGCAAUCACACCCAGUUCAAAUCGAGAUGUCUCUUCCUCCUCAACAAUUGCCUUUAAACGAACUUAUGGUAGCCAGUCUAAAUGAAAAAUUGACCUAAUCUUACGAAUACUUGAUUAUUUUCCAAAAUGA
Daphnia carinata is the source of this 886-nucleotide messenger RNA. RefSeq names its product cysteine dioxygenase type 1-like. Lineage: Eukaryota; Metazoa; Arthropoda; Branchiopoda; Diplostraca; Daphniidae. Gene Ontology annotation, molecular function: cysteine dioxygenase activity; ferrous iron binding. Bases 50 to 697 code for a protein of 215 amino acids. Gene Ontology annotation, biological process: L-cysteine catabolic process. The record is from RefSeq and is a predicted model, not a curated record. The transcript has 5 exons.